Carassius carassius (crucian carp) is the source of this 2933-nucleotide messenger RNA. RefSeq names its product leucine-rich repeat-containing protein 75A-like. The record is from RefSeq and is a predicted model, not a curated record. NCBI's taxonomy places the organism in Eukaryota, Metazoa, Chordata, Actinopteri, Cypriniformes, Cyprinidae. The coding region runs from base 213 to 1538 and encodes 441 amino acids. The transcript is spliced from 4 exons.
GGCAGGUUAAAGGUGAGCUGAAGGACUUUUAAAACACUGUUCUCCAAUAAACUUUAUAGGAACACUAAGGCUUAUUUCUUAUUUUCAUUUGUUUCUUAAAAAAAUUAAUCUCACGUUCAAAUUAAAAGACUUUUAAUAGUUAAGUGUGAGUUCAUUUUGAAAGUAUGUCCAGUCUGAAGGCCCUUUUCCAGGGUGAGACUCUAUAACCAAACAUGGGAGCGAAGCAAACGAAGGCCACGGGACAGGAGGCAGGAGCGAGUCCUCAGAGCACAGGAUGGAAACGGUCCCCGACGAAAGAGCGAGGAGACAUCCUUACUUCUAUCAUGUUGAGGUCAGGAGACAAACUGAGGAGCGGAGGGACUCCUCCACCCUACCAGCGGCGCAUCGGGAUGAUACAAGAGAUGAUGCUGAUGGCAAAGCAGGGGAAACACGACGAGGCGACAGAGAUGCUGAAGACUCUCCGGCAGGAUCUGGGAAUGGAGUCAACCUCUCUGGACGAUGUUCUCUACCGCUAUGCCAGUUUCCGCAACCUGGUGGAUCCCAUUACCCAUGACCUCAUUAUCAGCCUGGCCAAAUAUAUUCACUGCCCAAAGACGGAGGGAGAUGCUUUGGGUGCCAUGGAGAAGGUGUGCCGUCAGCUGACCUAUCACCUGAGCCCACACACCCAGUGGAGACGGCAGGGGCUGCUGAAGAGGAAGCCACAGGCUUGUCUGAAAUCAGUUCUUUCAAGCCCUCCCUCCAGUGGGACGUUAGAUCUGUCUGGCAUCCCUCUUGGAGUGAAAGACAUGGAGCGUCUCUGUGCCUACCUGCAUCACCACGCGUCCCGCAUCGGCAGCCUUGAACUGGGCUUUACCGAGCUCACAGACGAUGCCUUCCAUCUGCUCCUCCCUACGCUGACGUCUCUUCCCCGCCUUGAGACUAUGGCCCUCAAUGGCAACAGGCUGACCCGUGCCGUGCUCAAAGAGCUCACAGACAUACUGAAAGACCCAGACAGCUUCCCCAGUGUCACCUGGAUCGACCUGGGGAACAACGUGGACAUCUUCUCCCUCCCACAACCAUUUCUGUUGAGCCUGCGCAAGCGCUGCCCCAAACAGGGCAACCUUCCCACCAUCCUUGAGUUCGGCGAGAGUCAGGCUAGCGAGCCGGAGGGCCGAGUGGAUGAGGACGAAGCAGACGAUCCAAACAGGACUGAGAGUAUGGGAGAACUCAGAUCUGAGGUAGAAGAAGCGAUUGAUGGUGAGAUGGAGAUCGAGGACAUGAUGGAAGAGUUGCUUGACUUUGACAGGGAGGUGCAUGGCAAGGAGGACGAAGACGACAGUAUGUGGACCUUGGAGGAGCAGCGGCUGGUAAAAGAUCCAGUUGCAAAGCGGAGCAAAGAGAAAAGGCCAUCCAAAGCAGAGGGCGAAGAGGACUUACAAAGCGAGUCUUCCCAUCUGUCCUGCUCCAGCCAGUCACAGCACUCUUCUGGAGCCAUCGAGCCUCUAAGACAAGAUUCUGUCCCAGACCAGUUAGCAUGUCAAUCGAACAACCCUACCUGAUUGAAGCCACUGUCUAAUUUGAUUAGAUGCUGGUCCCUUUAAGAAAAAAAGAAAGCGUGACAGGCUUGUUUUCAGACUGGGUUAUCCAUGAAAUCAUGAUAAGGUUUUAUAGGGUUGGCACUCAGCAGUUGUCUGUUGCUGCAAAGGAGAAAUUAAUCACUUGUGAGGUUAAAAAAAAUAUCAAAUAUAGCUUCUCAUUCAGGUUUUUCCCUUCACUGUCAUGAUCCAGUCACAAAGCUAAUAGCAGAGGUUGAAGAGGAUGUCCAAAGCCAGUCAUCCCAUCUGUCUUGCUCCAGCCCUUCACAGCAUGCUUCUGGAGCCUUUAAGAAAAGAUUCUGUCCUAGACCAGUUAGCAUGUCAUUCAGACAACCCGACCUGAUUGAAAACACUAAGAGUCUGUAACCUUCAUCCCUUUAAGAAAAAGAGAAUGGGUUGUUUUCCAACUGGGUUACCUAUGAACUCAUGGGAUUCAGCAGGUUUAAUAGGGUUGAUGGCUGCUGCCUGUUUUUGCAAAGAAAAAAUUAUUAUAAAAAAUAUCAAACAUUCCCUCUUAUUCAGGUUUUCUUAUUCACUGUCUUAAAAAUCUUUAAUAUAAAGUCACAAAGUGGAGCAAAGAGAAGAAGGCAUCCAAAUCCAGUCUUCCCAUCUGUCUUGCUCCAACCAGUCACAGCACUCCUCUGGACCCAUCGAACCUUUAAAAGAAGUCCUUGUCCCAAAACAGUUAGCGUGUCAUUCAGAGAACGCUGCUUGAUGGAAGCCACUGUUUAAUUUAAUUAGUGUCUGUAAACUUCAUCCCUUUAAGAAAAAGAGAAAGCAUGACAGGCUUAUUUUCAGACUGGAGUCAUGGGAUUCAGCUGUUUUUAUAGGGUUGAUAAUCACAGCAGUUGUCUGCUGUUUUAAAGGAGAAAUGAUCACUUGUAAGGUACAAAAAUAUCAAAUAUACAUUCAGGUUUUCCCCAUCAGGUUUUCCUGUCAUAACCAUGAACCUCUCUGUGCCUAUGUGCCUGUUCAAAACCCUGCUGAAAGGAACAUUGUGUGUGUGUGUGUGUUUGUGUGUGUGUGUGUGUGUGUGUGUGUGUGUGUGUGUGUGUGUGUGUGUGUGUGUGUGUGUGUGUGUGUGUGUGUGUGUAUACACAGCAAAAUCCCCAGAGUUAAACCAACUCUGCUCAGAGAACAUAUUGUCCCAGUCUACAGUGUUAAAGGGUUAGUUCACCCAAAAAUGAAAAUUAAGCUAUAAAUUACUCACCCUGAAGUCAUGCUAGGUGUAUAUGACUUUCUUCUUUCAGACUAAUCCAGUUGGAGUUAUUUAAAAAAUUGUCGUCGAUCUCUGUAGCUGUUUGAUGCCACUCAGCAGGUAUUGCACUGCAUCGGUCCAUGAGAAGUUUAAUAAAAAGC